Messenger RNA from Pipistrellus nathusii (Nathusius's pipistrelle), 1425 nucleotides. The record is from the annotation of a GenBank genome assembly. Lineage: Eukaryota; Metazoa; Chordata; Mammalia; Chiroptera; Vespertilionidae.
AUGGCGGAGCUGCAGAUGCUGCUGGAGGAGGAAAUCCCGGGGGGCCGCCGGGCCCUCUUCGACAGCUACACGAACCUGGAGCGGGUGGCCGACUACUGCGAGAACAACUACAUCCAGUCAGCAGAUAAGCAACGAGCUCUAGAAGAAACCAAAGCCUACACCACCCAGUCCUUAGCGAGUGUUGCCUAUCUGAUAAAUACCUUGGCCAACAAUGUCCUGCAGAUGUUGGAUAUCCAGGCAUCCCAGCUACGGAGGAUGGAAUCGUCAAUCAAUCAUAUUUCACAAACUGUUGAUAUUCAUAAAGAGAAAGUUGCAAGAAGAGAAAUUGGUAUUUUGACUACCAAUAAAAACACUUCAAGGACACAUAAGAUUAUUGCUCCAGCCAAUCUUGAAAGACCAGUUCGUUAUAUUAGAAAACCUAUUGAUUAUACAAUUCUAGAUGAUAUUGGACAUGGAGUAAAGGUGAGCACCCAGAACAUGAAGAUGGGUGGACUGCCACGCACAACGCCUCCCACCCAGAAACCUCCCAGCCCCCCUUUGUCAGGGAAAGGGACACUUGGGCGGCACUCCCCCUACCGCACACUGGAGCCCGUGCGUCCUCCAGUGGUUCCCAAUGAUUACGUUCCUAGCCCAACCCGUAAUAUGGCCCCCUCGCAGCAGAGCCCUGUGAGGACAGCUUCUGUGAAUCAGAGAAACCGAACCUACAGCAGCGGCAGCAGCGGAGGCAGCCACCCCAGCAGCCGCAGCAGCAGCCGGGAGAACAGCGGCAGCGGCAGCGUGGGCGUGCCCAUCGCCGUGCCCACGCCCUCCCCGCCCAGCGUCUUCCCAGGCCAUCCCGUCCAGUUCUACAGCAUGAACAGACCCGUCUCCCGCCACACGCCCCCGACGGUAGGCGGCUCGCUGCCCUAUCGCCGCCCCCCGUCCAUCACCUCACAAACGAGCCUUCAGACGCAGGUGAACGGAGGCCCUUUCUACAGCCAGAAUCCAGUAUCUCUUGCUCCUCCUCCUCCCUCCAUCCUACAGGUAACUCCUCAGUUACCUUUAAUGGGAUUUGUGGCCAGAGUCCAAGAAAAUAUUUCAGACACACCGCCCCCCCCACCGCCUGCGGAAGAGCCAGCCUUUGAUGAGUCCCCCCCGCCGCCCCCUCCUCCAGAAGAUUACGAGGAGGAGGAGGCCGCCGUGGUGGAGUACAGUGAUCCCUACGCCGAGGAGGACCCGCCCUGGGCCCCGCGCUCGUACUUGGAGAAGGUUGUGGCCAUUUAUGAUUAUACAAAAGACAAGGAAGACGAGCUGUCUUUUCAGGAAGGAGCCAUUAUUUAUGUCAUCAAGAAGAACGACGACGGCUGGUAUGAGGGAGUGAUGAACGGAGUGACAGGGCUCUUCCCUGGGAAUUAUGUUGAGUCCAUCAUGCACUAUUCCGAGUGA